Messenger RNA from Penicillium chermesinum, 1596 nucleotides. RefSeq names its product MFS transporter. Gene Ontology annotation, biological process: transmembrane transport; spermine transport. NCBI's taxonomy places the organism in Eukaryota, Fungi, Ascomycota, Eurotiomycetes, Eurotiales, Aspergillaceae. Gene Ontology annotation, molecular function: spermine transmembrane transporter activity. The coding region runs from base 1 to 1596 and encodes 531 amino acids. The record is from RefSeq and is a predicted model, not a curated record. The transcript has a single exon. Gene Ontology annotation, cellular component: fungal-type vacuole membrane.
AUGCAGGCAUUCCAGAGACCCCCCCCACGCCUCGAUUAUAACUACCCGGACGUUGGACGAGAAGACGAGCCUGAGUUUCCAGAUGAAUACAAUGUCGAGACGAGCACCGGCCUGGUUCCGCAAACAGCAUUAGAACAGCUGCGAUCACGAGCUUCGGGCUCCCCGGGAGGGACCAGAGCCAAUAAUCGUAUCGAUCCCGAAAAAGGACCCAAAGAGCCGGUCGAAUAUGUCACUUUCACGAUAGGCGACCCGGAGCAUCCCCACAACUGGUCUCGCGCAUUCCGCUGGUACAUCACGCUGGUCGCUUCUAUGGUGGUUGUAUGCGUUGCCUAUGGCUCUGCCUUCGUCACGGGUGGAUUAGGCCUGAUCGAAGAUAAAUACCAUGUCUCUCUCGAAGUCGCGAUUUUGACUUGUUCGAUCAUGGUCUGCGGGUUCGCCGUCGGACCCCUCAUCUGGUCUCCCCUCUCGGAGAUCAUUGGACGUCGUCCGGUAUACAUCAUUUCCCUGACCCUCUAUGUGAUCUUCAACAUCCCCUGCGCCCUAUCCCCUAAUAUCGGGGGAGUUCUCGCGUGUCGAUUUCUCUGCGGUGUCUUCUCCAGCUCCGGUCUUUCUCUUGCGGGCGGGACCAUCGCCGAUAUCUGGGACAUGGAAGACCGUGGCAUGGCCAUCUCAUUGUUCGCCGCCGCCCCCUACUGUGGCCCUGUCAUCGGCCCCAUCGUCACCGGCUGGAUCACCGUCGGGAGCGGCCGUCUCAAUCUCUUCUACUGGACCAAUAUCGCUUUCGCGGGCGCCAUCACCAUCCUCAUCGGCCUCGUCCCCGAGACCUACGCUCCGAUCAUCCUCAAGCGACGAGCGGCCAAGCUCCGCAAAGAAACUGGCAACCCGAACAUCAUCACCGAGCAGGAACAAUACAAGCUUACCCUUCGGGAAAUCGUCCGAACGAGCUUGAUCCGCCCCAUCACCAUGAUCCUGACCGAGCCGGUCCUGGACCUGAUGUGCAUGUACAUCGUGCUGAUCUACUCCAUGCUGUACGCCUUUUUCUUCGCCUACCCGGUCAUCUUCCAGGAACUGUACAACUACAACGACGGCCAGAUCGGCCUCAUGUUUAUUCCCAUUCUUAUCGGCGCGGGCUUUGCUCUCGUCGUUACCCCCGUGAUGGAGCAGAACUUCAAAAAGGUCUGCCAAUCCCGGGACCCGACCCCCGAGGAUCGCCUGGUGGCUUGUCUGUGGGGCGCUCCCUGGAUCCCGAUCUCGUUCUUCUUGCUUGGCGCGACAUCUUACCGGCACAUUAUCUGGGUCGGACCCGCGUCAUCCGGUAUUGCGUUUGGCUUUGGCAUGGUGCUGUGCUACUAUGCGGUCAACAACUACAUUAUCGAUUCGUAUUCGAAAUACGCGGCCUCGGCCCUUGCUGCGAAGGUCUUCCUUCGCUCGGGGGGUGGAGCGGCCUUCCCGCUUUUCACUACUCAGAUGUAUCACCGUCUCGGGCUGCAGUGGGCCUCGUGGCUCCUGGCCUUUAUUGGUGUGGGGAUGGUGUUUAUUCCCUACACCUUCUACUUCUUUGGCGCGAAGUUGAGGGCUAAGCUCACCCAUACCUGA